Vespa velutina is the source of this 1622-nucleotide messenger RNA. Its product is annotated as ubiquitin domain-containing protein 1. Gene Ontology annotation, molecular function: protein binding. NCBI's taxonomy places the organism in Eukaryota, Metazoa, Arthropoda, Insecta, Hymenoptera, Vespidae. The coding region runs from base 99 to 821 and encodes 240 amino acids. The record is from RefSeq and is a predicted model, not a curated record. The transcript has 4 exons.
GCUGCGAAAUUAUACUAUAUAAAACUAAAAUGGAUGAAAAUGGCAUGUGAGGUGUUGUUAAAUUUCAGUGAAAUGUUUAGUUUCUUCAGCCGCCUAGGAUGGGAGGCUGCAUAGGCAUAACAAGGGCAAGAAAUGCCUCAGUCGAUGAUACAUCGGGAAAUUCAACGAGAACUAAUUCAGGAAAUUCAAGAAAAAAUCACCCACUUUGCCAUGAGGUAAUCAGAUGGAAGUCAGACGUACCUUUAACUGAAGGUCAACUAAGAAGUAAAAGAGAUGAGUUUUGGGAUACAGCUCCUGCAUUUGAUGGAAGAAAAGAAAUAUGGGAUGCAUUGAGAGCUGGCGCGACAGCAGCUGAAGCACAAGAUUAUCAAUUGGCACAGGCCAUAUUAGAUGGAGCUAAUAUUUCUGUGCCAAAUGGUUUCUUAACAGAAUGUUAUGAUGAAUUAGGUACACGAUAUCAAGUCCCUAUUUAUUGUUUAUCAUAUCCCAUCAAUAUUGUAAAAGAAGAUAGUGGCAGAGAUUCACCAGCAGAUUGUUCAGAACCAGUUGAUGGAGGAACCGAGCAAACUUUAAAAUUACGACUAUCUACAACUUUAGGGGAUGUAAAAUUACCUGUAUACAGCAAGGAUACUAUUGGUAUAGCCAAAAAGAAAUUACAAAGUCAAGAAGGCCUAGAACCAUCACGACAACGGUGGUUUUUUGGUGGAAAAUUAUUAGGUGAUAAGAUGCAUAUAGAAGAAGCAAAAGUGCAGCCAGGUUAUGUAAUUCAAGUAAUUGUAAAUCCAGAAAAAACAGAUGAUAGUCCAGCUAAAACCAGUUGAAUUUACAUAUGCGUAUGAAGUGAUCAAACACACCACUAAACCAAUAAUCAAUAUUAAGCACAUUCUUGCACAUAUUAAAACAAAUAUUUUGCACUUUUUAUUGCAUUCAUUAAAUAUAACGUGUUAACUGAGAUUGGUUUUACAUAAUAACAUCAAUUUGAGUUGUGAGUAUUUAUCAAGUAUGCUAAUACUUGAAUAAAUUAUUUGAUUUUUACAUUAUAUAAAGUAUAGUCAUUAUACUUUAUUGUAUUUACAAUUUGAUAUAUAUAUUAUAAUGUCUAGCAAAGUAAAGAGAAUUGUAUGUGUAUGAGAAUGUGCUUAUUUUACUCAAUGUUAUCUAUUUACAUGUACAGUAAAAAUCGACUGAGGUAUAUCUUCAACAUCAAUAUACGAAUACAAAAUUAAUACUAUGCAAAGUUUUACAAUUAAACUAAUUACAAUUAAAAUUUCUAUCUAAUUGACAUUGAAAUGAUUAUCAUCAUAUAUAUUGUUACCAAUGAUAGUACUGGUGCUGUAAAAAUAUAAAAAUAUUUAUGUAAGAAACUAUAAAUAUCUUGUUGAAGCCUAUUACGUAAUUAACAAUCAGACAAAUAAAAUCUAUCAUUCAUAUUGGAAAUUACAGCGAUAUUGUUAAUAGUUUAUCAGAACAAAGUAAGAAUAACUUGAUGGACAAUAACAGAGAAUGAUUGCAAGGCCAUACAUAAAUACAAAUAAUUUUCUUCUGACGUCCUCAUAUAGUAACUAACUUUUUGUUUUUAUUUAAAUUACUCUUCUUCUUUUUUUUUUUUUUUUUUUUUUUUU